AUCUUGACGGUUUGCUAAAUUCUCGUUCUAGGUCGUCCUUGAACAUUCAAGCAUAAUUAUUAAUUGAAGCAACAACAGAUAAAAUUCUAAUAAAAAAACAAAAAAUGUCUCAAAAAGUUCAAGACGUUAAAGACCAAAUAAAUAAUGCACUUAACGAUCGUUCAAAACCAUGGACACAGGCUUUCGAUAUCAUUGAAGCAAAAACCGGUGUAAAUCGUUUAUAUGCAUUUAUUGGUAUUGUUGGAAUCGUGGCAUUAUGGUUAGUUUUUGGAUAUGCAUCACAACUUUUAUGUAACUUAAUUGGAUUCGUGUAUCCAUUAUUUGCAUCGAUGAAAGCAUUGGAAACGUUAAAUCGUGAAGAUGACACAAAAUGGUUAACAUAUUGGGUUGUAUUCGCUGCAUUCUCGUUAUCGGAAUUCUUUGCUGAUCUUAUUGUAGGAUGGUUCCCAGUUUAUUGGUUAUUAAAGUGCCUUUUCCUAAUCUGGUGCAUGAUUCCUUCAGAAUUGAAUGGUUCAGUUAUUAUUUAUAAUAGAUUAUUACGACCAUUAUUUUUAAAACAUCAAGGUACUAUCGAUCAUAAUGUUGAUAAUUUAACAAAAACAGCUAAAAAAUUUGUUGCUGAUCAUCUCGCUAAAAGUGAUUGAAAAAAAAACUCUA
Chrysoperla carnea is the source of this 657-nucleotide messenger RNA. It is a transcript of the gene ReepB, whose product is annotated as receptor expression-enhancing protein 5. NCBI's taxonomy places the organism in Eukaryota, Metazoa, Arthropoda, Insecta, Neuroptera, Chrysopidae. The coding region runs from base 105 to 644 and encodes 179 amino acids. The transcript has 4 exons. The record is from RefSeq and is a predicted model, not a curated record.